CAGCCAGCUUUCGCGAUCCAACAUGAGGCCGGCUACAUAGGUUCCAGAUGGAGGAGAAACACUCGAAUCCAAGUCACAUCAGGUCUGCUCAUGACAGAGGGGAAGAAGAGUGUGCUCAGUUUAACAUACGAGAACUCAAGAGUGCUGUAAAGAUUGUGCCGAACGGAUUCCAUAGACAGAUAAAGUUGUCAGUGAUUUAGAGCAAAAAAAUCCGUAUUCUCUGUCACACCAGCAAUUCUGCGCAACCUGUGAGAAUUCUGCAUGUACAAGCUUCCACCAGUAUGUUUGUGAAGAUGAAAUCUGCAAAAUAUCGACUGCGAACGAGGUAUAGAUUUCAGAUUGUUUCUAGCCUUGAGAACAGCUCGUGAGGCCAUCUAGAUUCUUCGAGUUUGGUGAAGAAGAGAAGCUGAGAGAUCAGUGACGUUUAGCAAUCAGAGCGGGACUAGGUGUGAAUGAGUGUACGUGUUGAUGAUACAAAUUCAAGACUUUCCACUCUACGAGCAAUGAACAGACAAAAAGGAUUCCAGGGAAACAGUCUUACGGCGGACAUCGUCACGUGUGGGAGCAAGCUUGAGCAGGUGGGAGAUGGUAUUAGAACGCUUAUCGAUUAUCUGCUGGAAUUGCAAAACAAGUACAGAUCCUCCUCUCGGCAAUUAUGCGCCGAGGACGAGGUCGACAAAUUCGUGAAAUUCCUGGACUACAUCGCUGAAGAUCGGCUUCCACUUCUGAUGGAGAACCGCAAUGCCAUGAGCACUAUAGACGCAGAACAGCUUGGACUCGAGCCCUUGAUAAGUAAAUUGAAGGAGGCGGCCAAUCGCAGAAAGACAUGGAAACUGCCCCCGACCAAGAGGAAGAGGGUUCUCAAAACGUUCCAACAAGAACUCCGCAAGUUAUUUUCGCUGACAUUCACUCGCACGAUGAUCCUUAGGGAGCAAUGCAACGACUGGGAUGUACAUAAGAGGCUGGCUGACAAGGAAGUAGAAGACAAACGGCGCCAGCUGAAGGAUGAGUUUCUCGAUCCCGUGACCGGAGAGCUCAUGUGCGAUCCGGUGAAGGGGAGCGAUGGCUUCACGUACGACAGAUGGACAUUCAUCGACGAUAACCUGACUCGAAGUCACUUCAAUCGAACCAGCGACGCGCCCUUGAGCAUUGCGUGCGAUGACGUGAACGUCCGAUCUCGACUGUUUGAAAAGUAUCAGAACUCGGGCGUAGAGGAGAGGUUUCGAGACCGCCGUCGCCAGUUUCGGGAGCACGCUAUCAUGCUUGCCAAACACGGAGGCCCAUACCGCGACUCCGAGGUGCUAAAGAUGCUCGAUCAUGUGCUCCUGUGGGACUUCGACGACGCCGAAUGCCGGCGACUGCGAGACGCCAGAGUCGAGCGACUCCGGCUGCGAAGACGCCAGAGCGUCACAACCAUCUAUCCGAGAGAUCCCUGGACUGAUGCAGCUUCGAUGGCCAUUCCACUUCCAUCUCGGCCCAUUCACAGAUGGUUGCAGCUCAUGCUGCGCAGACUCCGGUCCGCUGGCUCGCUGCUCUAUAGCAACUUGUGCGAACCGAUCUCUCAGUUGUUUGGGACGACUCUCCCGUCCGCCGCCUUGGACCUCCUUCGCAGCUGGAGGGCAAUCCCGUCCGCUUGCUUGGUCAUCCUCCGCGACGAGUGCAUCCCGACCUGUCAACGAUUUUGGAGGACACUCCAGUCCGCUGGCUCGACGCUCUUUCACAGAUUCUGCUUACCGAUCCAUCAUCGUUCUUACAGAUUGUAUCAAUCGUUGGUCUCACUUUAGACCUGGCAUGACCGUAAGGUACUCGCGAUUCAACUGAUUGCCCAAGCAGACGCCAUCCGAUCUUCUGUGGCUCUCUUACCUAUCUGAUCGAUCUCUUCGUCCGUCACAUACUGAUCGGUGUACUCUUCUGUCCCGUCCCAUGACCGUUUCACCGAUUAACUCUACGGGAAGUGUACAUUGGACUCAAAACGAACAUUUGUUCCUGUACAUUGUACUCUGAUUAUCGUACGUCUAAUCUGUAAAGAAGCUGAUGAUCGCAAUUGCAAGAGCUCUAGAAGGAAUAAGAAAACUUGUUCUACCACCAAUGAUCUUGAGCAUGAAAUGCAAGGUAAACAGUUUUGUCCCUCUGUAUUCAA
Molecule: messenger RNA, 2140 nt
Organism: Marchantia polymorpha subsp. ruderalis
Lineage: Eukaryota; Viridiplantae; Streptophyta; Marchantiopsida; Marchantiales; Marchantiaceae
Source: the annotation of a GenBank genome assembly